Molecule: messenger RNA, 666 nt
Organism: Eurytemora carolleeae
Lineage: Eukaryota; Metazoa; Arthropoda; Copepoda; Calanoida; Temoridae
Exons: 10
Coding region: 12-662 (216 amino acids)
Source: RefSeq, a predicted model, not a curated record
CUAAAGAAAAUAUGCUUUAUCUGUUUAAAAGAAAACCGGUUUUGUCUCUAGAAAAGUUAGCGUUGCUCAGCUUCCAAAGAUAUUUAACAGAUCACUGUUGGGUCGUGAGCAACAUGUAUUCUGGAACUAAAUUUGAACAGGUUGUGAAACGGGAAGAAGUUCUCUGGCUCCAUAUCCAAGAAUUAAGAGAACAUAUCUUCAGUCAUGUCUCAAUUUAUGUACAGGAGGACGUAGUGCAGAUGAUAAUAUCAGCUGUGAACGAGGCGGCAGAAGACAAAAGAAAACAAUAUACAAUGAACACAGAAAUAGGAAGAUACAAAACUGAACUGUACUGCAUAGUGACUAUGGUAGAUUUGAUUGUAUCCCCCCAAAUCAGACGCCUGGAUCUACCAAAUAUUCCUAAAGUAUUGCGCACUCAUCUAAUCAGCAGACUCAGAUCGUUCACUGGACUUCAUUUUCUGGAGAUUCUGCUCCUUGGGUUCGGAAAGGAUUCAAGAAUGGUUGAUAGUGCAGAGAUUGUCGCUCCCAGCAAUAUUAUAGAGGCUCUGAGAAGUAUGAGUUCUCUGACACAUCUUAUUCUUCCAACAUUUUGCACAAACAACCUUCUAGCUUGCAUUGCUAGAAGCCAAUCAAAGGUAAAUUUAACCAUUUUUAACAAAUAAUGAC